GUAAUUUACAUUUUCCAAGUCUGAAGUUCCCUCGUUUUAUCCGUACAGCAUUCGGUAAAGUAAAAUUACGAUUGAAUAUUUGAUUUUGCUCAUAUUUUCUCAAUAAGAUUGUGCCUAGUAACGACAUAAGUGUAUACGAUUAAAAUUAGUGGUAAUGAAAAAAAAAUAAGUUGAAGAAAUGGGCGGAGUUUGCGCCUGUUGAAAUAUAGGAGGUAAAAGAUUUUGGUUUGUUUCUACGACAGUUGAUUCUGAUUUGAAUCGUUAUGAAUAGUGCUUCGAUGAAUCAGUUCCGAGAUAUUUUUGUAUAAGUUUGCUGAAACUUUUGAGGUUCGUAAAACAGGUUAAGCGAAUACGAUUAGGAAAAGCGGCGAAAUCGCAUUGUAAGUGGAUGCGCACGCGGACAAUAACAGGAGAGAGCGAACGAGAUAGACAGAUCAGAAGGAGAAAGAAAGGAAUGAAUCGAACGUUCUGAUUGGUCGAGGCGGCUGUUAUGGCCGCCGAUUGGUUCACGUACGCACGCACACCAAGUAUUGCGACGUACAUGAACGCACGAACACGCGGACGUUUCAGGAGCGUAGCUGUCGCUCGCGGCCGAGAAGAGUGAAAAGAGCGACAGAAACGGUCGGUCCGCGCGUUGCCUUGUAAGGCGGAGAGUUGGUGUGUGACGUCCGUGCGCGGAUGGCUCGAAGAACGCCGAUUUUCCUCAGCUUCUACGAGUAUCCUUACCGAGCCGAGGAAAAGAUCCAGUGAAAGGAGAGUGCGGGCCUGACGCGACGGCGACCGUCGACAUAACCGCGUAUACGUAAAAUCCGACAAUCCGUCAAGUUUAAAAGCUGCCGAAGGCACCAUUUUCAUCAUCCCCCUGUAGUGUGUAUACCAACUAGAAAAUCGCUUAUUAAAUGCAACGCGAGUGUUCCUGAGCAACCGAGAAAUACGAGGAGUGUGAGAGGGAAAACGUACGAAAGGGAAGCAAACAGAAGUAAAAAGGAUAACGAAGGGCAUCGAGAAAGGGAAAGAGAGAAAAACGAGAGAAAGAGAAAGAGCAAAGCGGACGAGUGAGACGGAAAGAGAGACCGAGAAAGAGAAGCGAAAGCAAGUUAAAACGCCAAACGAUACGUAAGAGACAAAGGCCACGGCGGCAUAACCUCCAAGCGGAUCGUGCCGCGCGUUACGAGCAUCUCUUAUCCUCGUAGAUCACGUUUGUUUUUUCAAAGAGUUCGGUAUAUUGUUUACAAGAGAUUAUAUUUUUGCAAGUGCAUGCCUGUCCGGGGCUUCCAUACGAAGUGUCGCAUGAACGAAACAGAGAGAGAAAGAGCACGUGCAUGAGAACACAUACAUAUUUUCUUCGAGGUAUAUACAGAAAUCGUCGUUAAAGUGAAAGAGCGGGACGACGGUUGUUUGUACAGUCGUGUUUUUUGCGCGACACCUGGUAUACGAUACACGUCCGCGAGUGUUGUGUUAACAAAUUCACUCCUGCGACGGAAAUAAAAAGAGACCACGAGAAAAACGGCGGAUAAUAUUCUUAGUGCUGCAGUCUACGGUUGAUGGAUGAAACUGGCAGGAUGCUGCAACACGGAGGAUCAGGUGUUGGUCUGAUGGGAGGGAAUCAGGGCCAGGGGGCCCAAAAUACCGCCGGAUACGGUAGCAUGGGACCCGUAGAUGGAACUGCGACACAAGGUCCGGACCAGGCCGUCGAGGCCAGAAAACAGGACAUCAGUGAAAUUUUACAACAAAUUAUGAACAUCACCGAUCAAAGUUUGGACGAAGCGCAGGCGAGAAAACAUACGCUGAAUUGCCACAGAAUGAAGCCAGCCCUAUUUUCGGUUCUUUGUGAAAUCAAGGAGAAAACAGUGCUGUCGUUACGGAACACUCAAGAAGAGGAACCACCGGAUCCACAACUAAUGAGGCUGGACAACAUGUUGAUCGCAGAGGGUGUCGCCGGACCGGAGAAGGGUGGCGGUGCGGGUGCGGCAGCGUCCGCGUCCGCGGCUGCAGCGGCUGGUCCACCUGGACAACCUGACAAUGCUAUCGAGCAUUCAGAUUAUAGAGCCAAGCUCGCGCAGAUCAGGCAGAUCUACCAUCAAGAGUUGGAGAAAUACGAACAGGCGUGCAACGAAUUCACCACCCACGUGAUGAAUUUACUAAGGGAACAAAGUCGUACCAGGCCGAUUACACCGAAGGAGAUCGAGAGGAUGGUUCAGAUAAUUCACAAAAAGUUCUCGAGCAUUCAGAUGCAAUUGAAGCAAUCCACCUGCGAGGCCGUGAUGAUUCUUAGGAGUCGAUUCCUUGACGCGAGGCGUAAAAGACGAAACUUCAGCAAACAAGCCUCCGAAAUCCUGAACGAGUACUUUUAUUCGCACCUCAGUAAUCCUUAUCCGAGCGAAGAGGCCAAGGAAGAGCUCGCGCGAAAAUGCGGAAUCACCGUGAGUCAGGUUUCCAAUUGGUUCGGCAACAAGAGGAUACGCUACAAGAAAAACAUAGGUAAAGCACAGGAGGAGGCGAACUUGUACGCAGCCAAAAAGGCAGCUGCAGCUUUUGCAGGAGCAUCGCCGUACAGUAUGGGUGGUGCCAGCCAGGGCACACCGACGCCGAUGAUGUCGCCAGCGCCUCCUGGUGGGCCGCAAGACAUGGCCGGAUACGGGAUGGGUAUAAACGGUAGCGAUUAUGGCUCGCAACCGUACAACGACGGCUCGAUGGGUUACGACCCGAUGCACCAGGGCAAGGCAUUGGCUGGGGGGCCAGGCGCGGCGGGAUGGAUGCAACAACGCGAAGCGGUACCGGAAUUUCCGCCGCUCCACGAUUCAGCGGACUCUGAUUCCGACCGAGAAAAUGAGAAACGACCGCGUGUCUAAAAUUACUGUUUGCAAUGAGUGAAAUAGAGUAUGAUAACGAAAUCUAACGAGAGAAAGAGAGAGAGAGAGUGAGAGAGAAAGCGACAAAAUCACUCAUUAAAGAUACAAAGCGGAGAGUGUACUUUAGAAACAUAUACAUACACACCUUCGACGAGACACGAUUCACCAAUGGAGAAUAACGUUCGUUGAUAAUUGUAACGUUAGUUUCCGAUUUCGAAGCGUUUUUUCUCUUUUUCUUGUUCGAGAGAGAAGAAUAUCCGCGUCAAAGAUGCGAGAAAUCUGGUGAAAUUCAAGUAAAUGAUCAAAUUUCUCCUAACGCGCGGCUGGAAAAGUUUCGAGUACUUCUAUUCGCAUCUUUGAUCGCGUCAUCCUUCGAUCUUGAUACUUUGAUCUUGCCUUAUCGAGUGACUAUGCGCAGACAUCCACGUUACGUGUAUUUGCACACAGAGGAUUUAAAAAUAAAGCGACAGAGGGUUGGAAGAAAGAAAGGGUUGGAAUGAGAGAGAGGGAGAGCGAGAGAAAGAGUGCGUGUAUGGAAAGGAUGGUAAUUGAUAGGGCAAAUCGUGGAUUUCUAUAUGAACAUAGGUUCGCUUCUGUUAAGACAAUAUACGGCGAUGUACCGACGCCUGGCUAAGGAGAGAAAGGGUGAGAGCGUAUACAAUUAAUUAGUUCAUUUAUUUUUUUUUUUUUAGUUUACGUAUGCUAUAUAUACACACGUACACAACCGAGACGUGGUAAGAUCCAAAAGCUUGAGGUAUAUAUAUAUAUGAUUUAUAAAAGUACAUUUUUAACUCCAUUGAUCUAAACAGUCGCUCGAAAAUAAUGAAACAAUUAUUGGACCUUACCACGUGCACACGUAAAUAGAAAUUAGCUUGUACAGAUACUUUUAUCUUUACUUUCCCAUCCGGAAUUUUUCUCGGGACUUUUGUUUUUAUACACUCAACUUGAUUUUGCAAACAUCACGAUAUCCUUCCACUUGUACUUGCGUAGCGUAAUUUUUAUAUGCUGGGUUAGGAUUUGAAGGAUCCAAAUGUUAAAUACAUUUUAUUAUUUUUUAAUAUCUUGACGAUGAGGUACCUCUGUAAAAAAGUUUUACUGUUUUUUUAAAAAUCGUUAGGCAGCAUUAGCGCUUUUAAGCGAUUCUUUUUAAUCUGAUCCCAGCACCGUAUAUGGUGUAAUGCAAGCUCGAAUGUUUCCUUUCGUUCGAUUAUGGUUUAAGUUCCGAGUUUUAAGCUUCAAAUUGAUAUUUUCUGCGACUAAGAUUGCGUUUUCCCAGAAACGUAUUUUUGCGUGCUAACUUUUCUUUCGUUUCGGUUUUUGACGCGAGGACACCAUCAUUUUUUUUUGCAACGAAAAAAAGGAAUUAUACGACAGCUGUGCUGUAUUAAUAAAUAUCGAGAUGUUCGUUCUACCAUUUAUCAAGGUGUCCUCGUUGCGAAAUGCUCUCCUGGUAGUCAUCAUUAUUCUUUGUGUUACGUUGGAAAAUUGUAUGCAUGAUUGUACCCACGAGCGAAUCGAGAAAAAAGAAAGAAAGUCAAAAGACGUUUCCCCGUCGUUUUUUCUUUCAUUUUUGUAAACAAGCGUUUCAGCACGAGAUCUUAUUAAAAUUCCUUCCUCCUUACGCCAUUUUUUUUUUCUCUUGUUUCUCUUGAUUUCAUUUACCCGACACACACGCAGCGUCGAAUCCAGAAUACUCGGUAAAAAUGUUCGUCAAACAUAUAUGUAUACAAAACAUGGAAUGUCUGUGUGAGAAAUUAAAGUUUGUCAUUUUCUUAAGCAUAGUAGAAAUUCUAAUUAUUCAAAUUCGCAACUGGAUUCGACACUGGAAGUAUACGAUUGCGCCUGUCUACCCUUAGUUGGUCGUACGUACUUAGGUACAUAUGUAUUGUGUAUACGUUAUAUACAUGUGUAUAAAGAUCUCUAUAUUCUGUACUUUCGUAUAUCUCUGUAUCACUUUCGUAUAUACCAGCAUCACGAUGAUAACUUGCUAGCAAAAAAAAAAAAAAAAAAAAUAUAUAGAACCGAGCAGAGGAACGUAAGGAUCGUGUUGCGACCAAGUUUUCGACCGUACGCGUGCAUGAGAAUAGUCGGCAAGAAAAGAUAUUUCCUAAAGAUAAUGAAAAAAAAAAGUAAAAGACUUAGAUGUUUGAUUUUCUUGAAAAAUUUAGAAAAAUUUGAAGUUAACUAGAAAGAAAAAUUGUCUUUUUUACGCGCGACUAUCCUGAUAUCACGUUUGCGUACACGGCCGGUACUGUUUGCUUUCAGGAGCUGUCGCCUUGAAAUACUUAGAGGAAUCGCUAAACGAAGAAAUGCAAAACGAGAACGAAUAAUAGGAUUUGUAGGAAAAAUGCAAUUAAAUGUAUAAUGUAAGAAUGACGAUGUAUCCGUGAACAGAAUGCUCUCGCGCGAUCCGAUCACCUCACUAUCUGUGAUCCGAGGCUCGCCCCUAAAAACGGCGGGUAAUACGAACUUAUAAAUCGAUAUUAAGCUAUUAAUGUUAUGUAAUACGUUCAUCCGGCGAAGAAGCGUUCACGUGUUCUCAAACGACGCGCAAAGAUAAUCGACAAACAAAUUACGAAGGAUUUUUACUCUAUCAAUUUGUUGAAGAUAUCUGACUUGCCGAUUGAGCGUCAACGAUCGACUGCCAUAUUGCGCCAAACUACCUCUUGCCUUACACAACCGCACACGUGCUUCAUUUUUCCAAAUUCUAAUUGAUAAUAGUUCAAUUCCUAGGCAAAGAAAAAUGUUUAAUUAUCAUUCAUAACUCUAAUCAUAAAUUUAACAGAGACAGUUUGAGAUAAAAAGAUCAUAAAUAAGGCAAGGGGUUGAACGGAAGGGCAGUUGUUUUUGUCCGUGGAAAAUGAAAGAAACAACUUCCUUUCUUCUUAUCAAUCUCGAUCUUCUCUUUCUCUCUUUUAAUUCGACGUUGUUCGAUAAUCAAGCGUGAACGCUUCUAUGCAUCGACACCCUCUUUCCCUCUCAGAGCGACCCAUCGAAACGAAAAGACAGUAAGAAUUAAAAUGGAAAAAAAAAUAAACAAGAAAGAAACGAUAAACGAGUAAUGGAACGAACGGAAAACGGAAUAGUAACGAAGCAAUGGUCCUGCGACACAACACUAAUGUAUACGAUUUUUCAACAUGAAAAUAUGAUAUAUUGUAGCUAUACGUAUAGAAGUAUAUAAAAAGAAGAGAAUAGUACAUAGGCAAAAAAAAAGUGUAAUGGCUAAGAAGUACAUCAUUGUAACGACGAUGCUAAUUAGUAAAACGAAAUUUAUUUUAUUAUUACUAUUAUGGUCGCUAAAUAUUAUUACUACCGCUAUUACUAUCUCUGUUAUUAUUAUUAUUGAUAUUAAUAUUUGCGGUUAUCGCAAUUGCAAUUGUAUUAUUAACGAUCACAUGAACAGCGAUUUUAUUGAUACUUUAUGGAUUAUUAAAAUUUAUUAUCGCGCCCGUUUGUUGGACGUAUGUUUUUUAAGCUGAACGAACAAGAAUCGAUGAUAAGCAUCAAUCUUAGAUGAUUUCUAUCGAUUUAUUAAUACCAAUUGAUGGUCGACGAUUUUUGCUCGUGACGAAUUUUGCGGCUCGACGAUUUAUUACUUAGCACGUAGGGGAGGAAGUGAAAACGAAAAAAAAAAAAGAUAUCCAUUUAUUGUAUAAACGAAAGCGAGGCGAAGGUGAGAAUUAUACGAGUAUCCUCCAAGACGAUUAGGUGGUUAAUAUUCUGUUGUUAAAUAAUAUGUCGCGGGUGGAAUUACGGGCUGAAGAUCGACCAUUGAGAAUUAAAUAUUAAUCUUUUAAUUAUCAAUUUUCUACCGUACUAAAUGUGUCACGUUUUAUGAUUUAAUUAAUUAGCAAAAUAACGAUCGUCGAACCAAAUUUCAAAACGAUUUCCUUUGUUCCCAUCGAGUGGAUAAACUUUGGAAAAUUUGUGUCUCAAAAUUCAAUCUUCAGCCAAUUUUUUCGCCAACCAUGCGACCAGUACAAGUGCAUUUGGCACAGCUAGUAUACGACAAAAAAAACGCCUAAGGUUCAGUGUGAGAGCGGCUUUAGGCGUCCCUUAUAAAGCUCUACGUAACAUUUAAUAAAA
Molecule: messenger RNA, 6938 nt
Organism: Osmia lignaria (orchard mason bee)
Lineage: Eukaryota; Metazoa; Arthropoda; Insecta; Hymenoptera; Megachilidae
Gene: exd
Product: PBX homeobox extradenticle
Biological process (GO): regulation of DNA-templated transcription
Cellular component (GO): nucleus
Molecular function (GO): DNA binding; DNA-binding transcription factor activity, RNA polymerase II-specific
Source: RefSeq, a predicted model, not a curated record